Molecule: messenger RNA, 3307 nt
Organism: Periophthalmus magnuspinnatus
Lineage: Eukaryota; Metazoa; Chordata; Actinopteri; Gobiiformes; Gobiidae
Product: oxysterol-binding protein-related protein 1-like
Exons: 28
Coding region: 324-3260 (978 amino acids)
Cellular component (GO): intracellular membrane-bounded organelle; membrane; cytosol
Molecular function (GO): cholesterol binding; protein binding
Source: RefSeq, a predicted model, not a curated record
GACCAGUGCGCGAGCUCGUCUCACCGGUGGCGCAGCUGUUGGGUCACGUGACGCAGCGCACGUCUCACGAGCGCUCAACUUUCACAUGUUUACAUUUCUUGUCUCUGAACUUAUAAGAAACGGGCUUAAACUAGCUUAAAUUUGCGCUACAAUUGUUUUAAAAGUGAAAUGUAAGUCCGAGCUAAUUUAAACCACCACUUGAGUUAAUUAAUUUGUUUAAGAAAUUGUGUUAAGAGCUAAAUUACAAUGUCAGUUAAUGAAGGCUAGCUAGCAAUAUGAGCUGAGGCGCUUUUUUGUUUUGCUAAUAAAUAAAUGAAGUGGAUAUGGAGGAAGACACUGUAGAAAACCAGCUUCUUCUGCAGGCUAAAGAGGGCAAUUUGACCCAGAUCCAGAGCCUCCUUCAGUCGAGGAUUAGCCAAAACAUCUCUCUCAACAUAAACAGUCGUUUUAAGUGGAAACCAUACUCUGGAUGGACUUCCCUACACUUGACCUGUUUUCAUGGACAUAAGGAUGCUGUGGAGGAGUUACUGAAGGCAGGGGCCGAUGUGAAUUUGCAAGACGACGCGGGUGACACAGCACUACACAAAGCUGCCUCCACCGGAAGAACGGAGAUUGUCUUGCUACUGCUACGCUAUGAUGCAUGUGUCGACAUUAUCAAUGGAACAGCCCAAGUCCCCAAAGAUGUCACGGAGGAUGAUGAAAUCGUUACAAUGCUGGAGGCUGCCGAGAGGCGGGAGGCGAGGCGGCAGGAGAGGAAAAUUCUGGAAGCAGCUCGAGAAGGGGAUGUGGCCAGUUUGUCCAAAAUGCUCACUGGCAAGAACCCUCCAAAUAUUCACUGCAGGGACUCAGUGGGGAACACGCCUUUACACUGUGCCGCCUACAGAGGGCAGAAGCAGUGCAUAAUAAAACUGCUUAAGUCUGGAGCCAAACCAACCAUCAGAAACAGCAAUGAGCAGACAGCACUGGAUGUGGCUCGCACUGAUGAAAUAAGGCAGAUAUUAACAGCCUGUCAGCAGAAGGAAGCGAACAAUGGUGUCCCGGUGAUUGAAGGACCUCUCUGGAAGAGUUCCCGAUUUCUUGGAUGGCGAUUGUACUGGGUGGUAAUUAAAGAGGGUACCUUAUCCUGGUACAACACGCAGGCAGAUGCUACAGCAGGUGUGAAGAAACAAGGCAGCACAUCGCUAUCACAAGCCUACUGUAUGGUAAAACCAUGGGAUCAUUGCUUCUUCCUGCUCAGGUGUUUUGAUGGCACUGUUUUAAAUUUUAAGGUCUCUCCAACAAUACAUUCAAUCACAAAAAGAAAAAAAUGGUUAGAAGCCAUAGACGCACACGUGGCCUUUUGCCAUCAACACAACAUUCAAGAUUAUGUAACAGGCGAAGAGGAUCCCACCGACACAGAUGUGACGAGCUUCACCCAAGCUCUUCAGACAGCCAGUGCUUGCCAACAGAAACUGGAGAAGGAAGUGUCAAUAUUUUUGUCUUUGGUGAAAAAUGUGCAAGAUGGUGCGAUUGAUCCUUCCAUUUCUCUGAAAGCCAAAGAGACCAGUGAGCUUUCAGCUGAAACCUCUGCUGCUCUACACCUGUGUCUGGAACUGCUGUCCAAACAGGAAGAGGUGUGGAGUCUGAAGUUGGAGCAGGAGGAGGAGAAGAACAGAGCUCUGACUGAGGCGCUGCAGUCGCUGUCCUCUCAGAACCAAGAGCUGAAGGUGUCUGUGUGCAGGAACAGGAAGUGGACAAGCAUCAGCGCUCUCACUGAGGAUGACUUCUAUGAUGCUCUGUCAGAGUCGGACUCAGAGCUGUCGGUGAGCGGUUUCCUGUCUGUGGCCAGUCGCUCCUUUGAAGAGGACGAGGGGAGAGACGCCCCCCUUCUAAGCAGCAGCAGCAGCAGCCUUCGCCAUCCCAGCGCACUCGCGGGGCCUACCGGAAUGUCAGGGGAGGGUAACCAUGGCAACUCAGCAGACCAACACAAUGGAAUCAAGCAGCACAGGUCAAGUUUACCGGCUCCUAUGUUCUCCAGAAAUGAUGUCAGCAUCUGGAGUAUCCUGAAGAAAUGUAUUGGCAUGGAGUUGUCUAAAAUCGCCAUGCCCGUGAUCUUCAACGAGCCCCUGAGCUUCCUGCAGCGGCUCACAGAAUACAUGGAGCACACCCACCUCAUCCACCGAGCCAACGCCACCACGGACUCCAUCGAGAGGAUGAAGUGUGUUGCAGCUUUUGCAGUGUCAGCCGUGGCAUCGCAGUGGGAGAGAACCGGGAAGCCUUUCAACCCUCUCCUCGGUGAAACCUACGAGCUAAUCAGGGAGGAUCUGGGUUUCCGGUGGAUGUCGGAGCAGGUGAGCCACCAUCCUCCCGUCAGUGCCUUCCACGCUGAGGGUCUGAGGGAGGACUUUGUGUUCCAUGGCUCCAUCUACCCCAAGCUCAAGUUCUGGGGCAAGAGCAUCGAGGCAGAGCCAAAGGGACUCAUCACACUGGAACUGCCCAAAUAUAAUGAAGCGUACACCUGGACCAACCCCACCUGCUGCGUCCAUAACAUUAUCGUGGGUCAGCUGUGGAUCGAGCAGUACGGCAGCGUGGAGGUCAUCAAUCACAAGACCGGAGAGAGGUGCAGCAUGACGUUCAGACCCUGUGGCCUCUUUGGGAAAGAACUUCAUAAAGUGGAGGGCUACAUCUUAGAUAAAAGCAAAAAGAAGCUCUGUGCGAUCUACGGAAAAUGGACCGAGUGCCUGUACACGGUCGACCCCGCUGCGUUUGAGGCCCACAAAAAGAGCGACAAAAAAAAUUCAGAUGACAAAAAGGGAAAGAAACAGAACAACGUCGAUGAAGAGCCUGAAGAAAUGCCCCCCCCUGAGGCAGAGACGGUGCAGGUCAUCCCGGGCAGCGAACUCAUCUGGAAAAUAACACCACGACCAGAAAACUCUUCAAAGUACUACGCCUUCUCCACAUUCGCCAUGCAGCUGAACGAGCUGGAGAAAAGCAUGGAGGGAGCCAUACCCCCCACGGACAGCCGGCUCAGGCCCGACAUCAGAGCCAUGGAGAACGGAGAUAUCGAUCUGGCAAGUGCAGAGAAGAAACGACUUGAAGAAAAACAGAGAAUGGCUCGGAAAAAUCGAUCAAAGUCAUCAGAGGAAUGGAAGAACAGGAACGGUGCCCUAGGACCAAGGUGGUUCCAGCAGGGAUCCAACCCUCACAACAAAGCUCAGGACUGGCUCUACUUAAAAGGCUACUGGGACCGGAACUACUCCCAGCUACCAGACAUCUACUAACAGAGCACCUAGCACUGCUGCCUGGACUGCUGAGAACGGCAGGGUAU